AUGAGCCUGACCUCCACGUCCCGCUCCCCGCGGCCCCCCCGAGCGCCUCCCGCGGCCCCGCCUAACACAUCUGCUGUGGUGAAGCUGAACGUGGGCGGCGAGAUCUUCACCACUACUGUGAGCACCCUGAGAAAAAUCCCGGGUUCGAGGCUGGCAGAUAUGUUCUGCACCUCAGCCAAGGCCUCCACGGAGGAGGAUGGGGAGGGCCGAUUCUUCAUCGACCGCCCCGGCACCUAUUUCGGACCCAUCCUGGACUACCUGCGCAGCGGGCAGGUGCCCAAGCAGCACAUCCCCGAGGUGUACCGCGAGGCUCAGUUCUUCGAAAUCACGCCCUUAGUCAAGCUGCUGGAGGACACGCCGCAGAUCUUUGGCGAGCAGGUGGCUCGGAAGCAGUUCCUGCUGCGGGUGCCCAGCUACGGCGAGAACCUGGAGCUCAUGGUGCGCCUGGCGCGCGCGGAGGCCGUGGCCGCGCGUCACUCCCACGUGCUGGUGUGCGCGGCGCGCACGGAGGAGGACGCGGCGCACUGCGCGGACUCCCUGCGGGUCCUGGAAGCCAACAAGCGGCUGGUCGUCAAAUUCGGGCCCUGGAAUGCGGCCCCGGCCAUCAGGGACCUCUUGGACUCCGUGCAGAUGGACAUCGAGGCUCAGGGGUACCAGGUAGCCUAUGACUACUGCUCCAAGAAGACGUUUCAGCCUAAGACGGGUGCCCACGAAUAUUUCUAUACGUUCCGAUUCACCUGGUGGUGA
Pipistrellus nathusii (Nathusius's pipistrelle) is the source of this 747-nucleotide messenger RNA. NCBI's taxonomy places the organism in Eukaryota, Metazoa, Chordata, Mammalia, Chiroptera, Vespertilionidae. The record is from the annotation of a GenBank genome assembly.